This is a messenger RNA of Nicotiana tabacum (common tobacco), 363 nucleotides long. The record is from RefSeq and is a predicted model, not a curated record. NCBI's taxonomy places the organism in Eukaryota, Viridiplantae, Streptophyta, Magnoliopsida, Solanales, Solanaceae.
AUGGCCAAAGCAUACACAAUUGACGAGUUCAAUUAUCAAAUGGCAGAGAUUGAAACAAUUGAUAAGAGAGUGCAGGAAUAUCUAUUUGAUGUUGGAUACGAUAAAUGGCCAGGAGCACGUACAAAAGUUAACAGAACAACAACAAUGAUAUCUAACAUGGUUGAAUCCAUCAAUUCAGCAAUUAAGUCUACAAGAGAUCUCCCAGUAACUCCAUUGCUUGAUUUCAUGAGAAAUUUGGUUAAGGAAUGGAACUACAAUAACAAAAAGCUCGCAAGAGAAACAUUUAUAAAGCUUGAACAAAAAUAUGAAGAUAUGUUGGAAGAAAAUUUUAUUUAUGCACGAAAGAUGAUGGUAAAGCGAUAA